AUGUUUACCCUCUUAUUUCUGUAUUUCUCCACGAGCAAGGUUGACCGAGCUCUGUGCACCAUUGACAUCAAUCUUUCCGAGCUCGAAUAUCUAGCUGGACAUCUUGACCCCUCGGAAUGUCGACGUCUGGUAGCGGCACUUCAUUACAAUUCUUUCGAACUUCCAGAAAGUAUAUCAGGUGCCGAAAGAAAAGUGAACGAUGAUAUCCCCUGCCUUCGGCAACUUCUUCAUUGGAAUAGUUCUCCAGGCGAGGGUCGUGGGCAAACUCAUGAAGACGUCGAACACCGUCUGCGUCAGUUGAAACACAAUGACCUUGCCGAUUGGUUAGGAAAAACAACGUUCAAGCAGCUUCGGAAUGAUCUGGAUAGAGCAUUGCGCAAUCCGUUCAGUGACCAGGAGUCAGAAGAUACCGUCGACAUAAGAGUUGGAAGCAACGAUUCUACAUCUGGUGAAACGACGGAGUCAACGGAUCAGCCCCCUGAAGAAGAUCCUUGGCUUCCUGUGGACACUCUCAUGUUGGCCACGUUAAGUUUAUCGCUUACUGCCUUGGCGGUGAUCUGCGUUUUGUUGGUAUUCCACCAUGUCAGGCUUUCGCUUGAACAGCGGAAUAAUAAUAGGUAA
Neodiprion virginianus is the source of this 621-nucleotide messenger RNA. RefSeq lists its product as uncharacterized. The transcript has 3 exons. The coding region runs from base 1 to 621 and encodes 206 amino acids. The record is from RefSeq and is a predicted model, not a curated record. NCBI's taxonomy places the organism in Eukaryota, Metazoa, Arthropoda, Insecta, Hymenoptera, Diprionidae.